This is a messenger RNA of Sinocyclocheilus grahami, 4237 nucleotides long. It is a transcript of the gene slc16a6b, whose product is annotated as solute carrier family 16 member 6b. Bases 384 to 2036 code for a protein of 550 amino acids. The record is from RefSeq and is a predicted model, not a curated record. The transcript is spliced from 6 exons. Gene Ontology annotation, molecular function: monocarboxylic acid transmembrane transporter activity. Gene Ontology annotation, biological process: monocarboxylic acid transport; transmembrane transport. Lineage: Eukaryota; Metazoa; Chordata; Actinopteri; Cypriniformes; Cyprinidae.
UCAGACUGCUGUCGCGCCCGCGCUUGAAUACCGGCUCCAGCCGGUAUAAACUCUGCGAGCUUCAGCGCUUCAGCGCGAGAGGAAACAGAGACAGCCAGCUGGCGGAUAACACUUAGUCUGGUUAUAAUAUCAGUAUUUAUAAGUUGUUAAUGUAGUCAGACAUAAACUAGAAAACGAUAUAUUUGAACAGGGUCAUUUCCCAAAUACCACUGGCGCUCUCCUCAGAAGUGACUGCGGAUGCUCCGAGCAGAACGAUGGUCUCCAGUUAACACACCUCAACUAAGAAGCCAGCUAAAGCUAGCUCUACGUUACUGGGUCUGUUUUCUUUCAAUAUCCCGAGUUUCCCCCAGUCUCUUCAACGUUUCGAAACGUCAGUGUCCAUCAUGACAGGAAUAAUGUCUGCCCUGAAGGGCUGCACGAGCCCAAAUGUGUACGAUGAGGUGCCUGAUGGAGGCUGGGGCUGGAUGGUGGCUGCCGCCUUCUUCUUCGUGGAGGUUUUUACCUAUGGCAUUAUUAAGAUUUUUGGGAUCUUCCUCCAGGACCUCAUGACAGACUUUAAUGAAACCAACAGCAGAGUGUCAUGGGUUGUCUCCAUCUGUGUCUUUGUCAUGGCCUUCACAGCUCCUCUUUCUACGGUGAUGAGUAACCGCUUUGGCUAUCAGCCUGUUGUCAUGGUCGGUGGUCUGCUGAUCAGCCUGGGUACAAUCACAACAGCCUUCACCAACUCCAUCAUUGAGAUGUACAUUACCAUGGGUAUUGUUGCAGGCCUGGGUUACUGCCUUACCUUCCUGCCUACAGUUACCAUCCUGACCCAGUACUUCAGCAAGCGCCGUUCCCUCGUCACUUCCAUAGCCUCCACGGGAGAAUGCUUCUCCCUGCUAGCACUUGCUCCAGCUAUGAAUGCACUGAAGGAGCAUAUGGGCUGGCGCAACUGCUUGAUCAUGAUUGGGGUUAUGCAGGCCUUAAUUAUCGUCUGUGGGGCUCUGCUAAAGCCAAUAGUCAUUAAACCCAAACCCACUGCCUCAGAGGGGUCCACAUCCCCCCUUACAGAACCUGAAUCCAAAUAUGACCAGGAGAAUGAAUUCACACGUACCUCUUUCGGCUCUGUGGACUCAGGGGUCCAAUCCGUCACCUCUUCCCAGAUCAACCUGUCCGAGGGCCAGGAAUCUACAGAACAGAACUCUGCAGAGAAAAAAGCACUUAAGGAAAAGGAGGACGAAGAAAACCGUGAAAACAAGCAACCAGUGCUGCCUGAGACCCCACUCAAACAGGAACGAGUAGACUCGAGCGCCUCUAGGCCCAAGUUUUUGGACUUCUCCGUGCUUAGAGACGCCAGCUUCAACUGCUACGCACUGUUUGGCCUGUUCGCCAGUCUGGGCUUCUUCGCUCCGCAGCUCUACGUCAUUGAGCUGAGCGUGAGCCGAGGAGUGUCACGUGACAGCGCCACCUACAUGCUCUCGGCCAUGGCCGUGGCUGAGAUUCUAGGUCGUCUGUCCAUGGGUUGGGUUCUCAAUCGCAGGCCCAUCCGCAAAAUCUACAUUCUGCUGAUUUGCACAGUGCUGCUGUGUCCAGUGCUGGUCAUCUUCACUUUUGUCACUGAGUUCUGGGGGCUCAUGUCCUGCUCCUGUUUCUAUGGCUUUCUGCUGGGCACCGUGGCAUCCAGUCACAUCCCAAUGCUGGCUGAAGAUGACGUGAUCGGCAUUCAGAGAAUGUCAUCGGCUGUUGGCGUCUAUGUCUGUAUCCAGAGCUUUGCAGGACUGGCUGGUCCACCUUUAGGAGGUUUUCUGGUAGACAGGACUGACAAUUACGGGUCAGCCUUUUACUCCUGCGCGGCUGGGAUGGGAGUCGGUGCUCUGUUUCUUGGGCUGGUGCGUCCAGCCAAAUCCGGCCUUUGCCUUUGGAGGAGGAGAAAUGACCAGCAAACAACAGACAGAGACUCCAGCUCACAGGGUAGUGAUUAUGGCCCUGCUGACUUUGUAGAAAUGGACAUGGAGCUUGACAACGGUCCUGCAAAGAGCAAACCGUGGCCAGUAUGAAUACCGCCUCACCUCAAGAGUAAACGCACUUAUCCUCCACUUGAAUGAUCAUCCCAAAGGCUGCCAUACACAAACCCUGUGCCAACAGGGUAAAAUAGUCACAAAUCUAACUUUAAGGCAAUUAAAGAAGAGUUUAAUCACUGUUCAUUGCACUUUUGCUGACCACCCAAUCAUAAUUCCAAAACGUUUACAUUCCUUGUAUAAUUAUUUAUUGAAAGGAAACAAGAAUUUUGAGGUUCCUUUCCUGUCAUAUUGUGUGCUACGUACUAGUCUCCACAGACAGACACACUUUUAGAGAGGACAAGAAUUAAACCCAUUAGGCAUUCAGUUCUAUACCUCUCAUUUACCAAAGUCUUAGUGUGAAAUGCAACUUCACUCUUUAAUUCAUAAUUAUGUUGUCCACAAACCAUCAUACCACUUUUAGUUCUGGCUUUAACGACUAAAAAGAUGAAACCUCAGGCUGUUUUGCUGCUGAGAGUGAGGCCAUGAUGCAAAUGUAUAUUGCAUUAGGUUGCAUAAGCCUCAUUCAGAGAUGAAGGUGAGACGGGUACAGAGCUGUCUAGUGUUUCAGGGUUAUAUGUCAUUCGCUUGCCUAUAGAUAACGGGUCUGUGUCUAGUGGUUUAAUAUUUAACUAGUAUUUCUAUUGUAAAUGGAAAGUAAGAUGGCAACAUCUCAGCUUAGAUGUUAAUGUAGUUCUGAUGACCACUUCCAUCAAGAGUAACCCAUCAUCAGUCAGAACAUGUUGAAUGAGGGAUGAGUUAUGCUGACCAACCGUCAAAGGCUUCUGUCCUCUCAAUUUCUGCUCAGAUAUGUAGGCUGCCUAGAAACACAUUCAAGAGUUUUUCAUGAAAAAUUAUGGCUAUAGAAUGUAAUGUUAUCGCCGUAAUUUGGAGUGCGCCGUCUGUGCCUUGUCAGAGAAUUCUGCGGAAUUACGCAGAGCUUGUGACUUCAAACGGGAAGCUAAAAGGGGCAUUCACAUAGCACCAGACGCAGUGUUUCCAAGUGCGUUUUUAAAAAGUCGUCCCGUCUAUCGCACGUUUAUGUGAAAACAACAGCAUUGUAGAACGCCAAAAAACGCGAGAUUUGGCAUAGACAAAUGGAAAUGAAUGCAUAAACCGCGAGUCUUGAGACACGUAAAAUGUUGAACUUCUGUUAAAUUGACAGUACACGGACCGAGUCUCCAGACGCGUAAAACUGUAUGUACGUUUUUUUUUAACCUUGAAAUAUCAGUUUCAAGAUCAUUCUGAUGGUACACUGACUUCUAAUAAAGCGGGUAUGAAAUUCCGCAAGAAGGGCGGAUUGCUUUAUGGCAGCAACAAAUGCAGGUGUACAGCUAUCCACUGCUAUUAUUACAGACCGAUAUAUUUACAGUGGUGAAUUCCACUCACUCGCAGUAUUAUACAAAACUACAUACAGUUGCUUAAACUUUUUCUUUUUAAUUAAUGCGCAGCAAUGGUUAAAGAGGUCCGUAAAAAGUAGCGCAAUAAAACGUGUUCUGUGAGAACCGGCCUUGAAAACAUAGUACGCUGAAUGAGCAGCUUGACUGUAGUAUUUUUUUUAUGUGCAAUUCACUACAUGAAUGACAGAAGAAUGGAUCAUUUGAUGGAGAGAAAUGACAGUUUAUGAGCACUGGAGUCAGUUUAAAAUGAAAAAAGAAUGAAAUGUAUUUUAGCACCAUGUACUGCAUAGAGGAGUCUGUCUGUAGGUAAAUCCCAUUAAAGCACUUACCUAAUGACUUGAAAUCUUAUGUACCUCUUAUUGCUCUGUAAACUCUUUUAAUUUGUCAUACAUGUAUUUAAAUACUGUUUAUUUAGGUUUUUUACUUUUGAUGAGAAAACACAUUUUGUGCAUCUUUUCUUUGAUUUGUAUUUUUUUUUUUAUGUAAUGCUUAUUUCUGCCAGUGAGAUCCUGCACGUCUGAAUAUUGCAAUGCCAGAACAUGUUCAAUGUAGAAUAAAAGCAAUGAUUUUUAUAACUGAGUCCCGGUUAUUUGAUACUUCACAGAUUCAUCUUCUCUGGGGAACACCACAUAAGUAAAUCCUAUUGUAGUGGUGUAUAUGAAGCAGUCACAUGACCAUUUACAAAAAGCUGAGUCAUGUUGGUCUGCUGCAGCGGUCAGGUCACCCUCUGCAGAAGAUCAGCACAGCACAUGUAGCUGCAGUAACCUCACUCUGUGAAGACAGCCGUCUGGUAUCGGUCGC